Messenger RNA from Microstroma glucosiphilum, 1931 nucleotides. RefSeq lists its product as hypothetical. The record is from RefSeq and is a predicted model, not a curated record. Gene Ontology annotation, biological process: maturation of SSU-rRNA. Gene Ontology annotation, cellular component: cytoplasm. Lineage: Eukaryota; Fungi; Basidiomycota; Exobasidiomycetes; Microstromatales; Microstromataceae. The coding region runs from base 94 to 1647 and encodes 517 amino acids. The transcript has 4 exons.
CGAAGAAAUCAACGCCGCACCCCGUCGUCUCCUUUCCUAUCCUCACCUCUUGGUCAAGAAUCAGAUACAACCCAUACAUCUGAGGCGCUCGCCAUGGCCAGCAGCGCCCACGCAAAGGCACCACCCCCGCCUGCGCUCGACUACGACGACUCUGACACCGACUCCGAGUCGGACGAGGAUGACGAUACAGUCACCAACGUUCAGCUGGGUCUGGCAGACGGUGCACUAGAAGGCGACGAUGAGCUCAACCCCCUGGUGUCGAGGAUAGGAGGUCGAGUGGCUUGGCUCCCCACGCAAGCAACACCUCCAGCAAACGUGACCUCUUGCUCUCACUGUGGACUGGCAAUGGAACUCUUGGUCCAGAUCUUUGCUCCCCUGGAAGGUUCCCCAUACGAUCGCACACUGCUAGUCUGGGGAUGUGCAAGGCCAGCCUGUCAGCGGAAAGGUGCAGGAAGCGUGCGAGUCGUUCGUCAGCUUCAAUUCAACCAGCGCUGGGCCGCUAAACUUGAGAAGCAGAAGGCCCGUCAAGAGGCUCGAGAGGCCAGGAAGAGGGAAAAGGCAGAGCAAGAGCGUGCACGACGCGCCGAAGAAGAAUCAAGGAGGAAGAUCAAUCCCUUCUCAAGCAACAGCACAGCAGCUAGCUCCGGAGCAAGUGGCAAUCUCUUUGGCGGUGCUUUCGGUGCUCCUGGUGCUAAUACAAACCCCUUCAGCAAGCCAGUCGAGCCAGUUGCUCAAGCCGCUCAGGCGAAUGUCGAAGGCGAUGAAUCAGAGACGUCGGAAGACGAAGACGAGGACGAGGAUGAGCGUAUGGAGGAAGAGGCAGCUAUGAAGGCUGCUCUCCAGGAAACGUCUGCGAAUGAUCCUUGGGCAUCUUCAGCUUCGUCGUACCGGCCAGCAUACUACCUAAAUACAGUCCCUGAAGCUUCUUCUUCUGCAAGGGCAGGGGAGAAAGCUCAAAAGGCCAAGCUCACCAAGUCCGAAGCUGCUGCCCUCAAGUCCGCUGGAGGUGGUACAGCGCCCGACGCGACUGCCGAGGAGCUCAAAGGCCUCGAGAAGGAGGGCUACGAGAAACUGAUGGCCGUCGGUAUGGAUGACGUUCUCGAGAAGUUCAUUGCGCGGGUAGGCGCAGAGGGCAGGCAGGUCGUCAGGUACGAGAUGGGUGGUCAGCCUCUCUCUUUCAGCGCACAAGGAGAUCUCUACAAGAUGCUUUGGCCCAAGAAGUCCUCGGCACGGCCGUCUUACGAUGCUUCCAAGGUGCCCAAUUGCGAAGUCUGUGGUAGCAAGAGGACCUUUGAAGCACAGCUGAUGCCCAAUCUCGUCAAUACGCUUCGUCCGGAGAAGAUCGAAGGCGAAGAGUCUUUGGCAGACGCGAUGAGUCAAGCGGCUCUCGAUCGAGAGACACAACGACGUCAGGAACUGUCUGCUGCCCUUGGAAAGCAAUUGCAGCCCCAGCCCGGUGCCGAUGGAAUCACCCGUACCUCUGCGGAUGAUCUCGAGGCUCUGAAGCGCAAGACGGGACUGUGCUGGUCAACAGUCAUGAUCUUUGUCUGUGAAAAGGACUGCUGCAUUCCUCGUGGCGGGGCAGAUGGGACCAAGGAGGGGGAGACUUGGAGGGAGGAGUGGGUCGGGAUGCAAUUCGAGGACUGAACACUUGCAAAGCCCCAGAGCAUCCACUGAGCGCAUAUACACACCUACAUUGUAACAUUGUACCACCACCCAUCAAUUUCGUGUCUUGUACCUUCCAUACCCUAUUCUUGCUCUUGCUGCAACUCAAUGCAAAUUGUAAACGAUCCACACACCAGUACAAGGAUGACUAUGAUACAGAUUGCGAUUCUCUCCCUAUGUGAUUCGCCGCCCUGCCCCCUGCACCUUUCACGCUCUCUUGACCUCAACCACCUUCGUCUCUCCAAUCUCAACAUUCUCCACUUCCC